Messenger RNA from Guillardia theta CCMP2712, 1542 nucleotides. RefSeq lists its product as hypothetical. The record is from RefSeq and is a predicted model, not a curated record. Gene Ontology annotation, molecular function: protein binding. NCBI's taxonomy places the organism in Eukaryota, Cryptophyceae, Pyrenomonadales, Geminigeraceae. The transcript has 18 exons. Bases 1 to 1542 code for a protein of 513 amino acids.
AUGGCAACGAGGUACAACCAGCACGGGAUCCGAGGAGGGCAGUUCACAAGAGCAAAGAUUCAGCACAGCAGGGAUCUGUUCAAGGAGCACGAGGCGCGCGGGAGUGUGGGGCCCGGGCUCUUGUAUGCGAGCUCGACGGUAACGGAGAAGACAACCAAGACUGGCGCUCCCAUCGGAACGGCAGAGAAAGUGCACCAGAGGCCCCUGUGGAAGCGGGAAGAGGAGUGCGCUGCCCAGGUGCCAGGAGCGGGCUCGUACUCACCAGGGACGAACUUGACGAGCAACGGCUUCGCUCCUAGGAGCCCCAUGGCAACCAUCGGGAACGCGAGGAAGGGACACUCGAGGAAUCUGUGGAUCGAGCAUGAGAAGAACGCGAGCGAGGUCCCUGCACCCGGGGAGUACGACAGUAUGUGCUUGAGUAGUAUCGCAUUCAGAUCCAAGACAGACCUUGGCUCGUCAGUCUGCAGCCCCAACUCUUCCUCCUCCCAGCUCUUCUCCUCCAGAGGGAGCACGCCUCGGUCAAGGAGCAGCGUCCGACAUUCUCUUGCCUCCCUCCACGAGGCAGGUCGAGGCGAGCACUUGCUGAUGAGCCCCAGAGUGCAGAGCAUCCUCUCCUCCCCUCGCAACAUCGAGAGCAAGCGGAAGAGCGUCGGGGAUCGGCGGUGGACGAGCGUGAAAGAGCGGUCGGAUUCCGAAGACAUCCCGUCUCCUCGACACAAGGCAAGUUGCAGUGGGCGCAACAGGGAGUUGAAUGCUGAGAACGUUCAUGUCAAUCGUAAUCGCCAAGUGAAGUCAAGCCCCUCCCUCUCCAGCAGGUUACCACCAGAAGCAUCCAAGGAGUAUCGCCAGGAGCUUGUGGAAGUCGGCAGGAUUGUCCCGCAAACUUCUUCUCAGCUCAAGAAGCUCGACGUGUCAUCGUCGUCCGACAGUGAGUCACCCAUCCACCAGGUCUCAGAGCACGGGCUCAGUGCGUCGAAGCAGCCGAGCAGAGGUGAGGCGAGGGAGGUCAAUGCGGACAAGAGGAGGAAGUCUUGUGCGAGACAAGACGGAGGGUCGGAUGCUCAUUACCGUGAGGCCAUGCGGCUCUUGACCCUGCAUGGGAGGAAGGAGGAGGCAGAAGAGAAGUUCAAGCAGGCGCUCGCUGCCAACCCAAGGGACACGAGAGCCCUCAGGCAGUAUGCCAGCAUGCUCAUCCAGUCGGAGAGGCGGGAGGAGGCGGUCGUUCACAUCCGCUCCCUCCUCCAGCUUGCCUACAACCACAAGAGCGAUGGAGGGAGCGUGAACAACACGUGGGGCACGCGGAUGGUGGAGGACCUGACGGCCUGCGGCUCCCUCCUCACUUUGAUAGGACGCGAUGAUUUCUCAGCUCGGGUCUACGAUGCUGUGCUGGACAUCAGGCCAAAUCACACGCCUGCUCUCACCGCCUAUGCUGAUCUCCUCGUCAUGAAGUCACUCAAGGGAGCGGAAGCAAAAAGUCUCAACGAGCAGGCUGUCCAGCUGUACAACAGAGCCUCGGAGAUUCUCAAGGCCAAGGGCUCAUGA